AUGUUCUGGUACGGGUGGACUGCCGAAAGAAAGAUACAUUGGAUUAUGCCUAAUAUUGGCACCUCAAUCUUCAUAGCUGGAGCACUUGCAUGCACAAUCUCCCUGAAUGCGUAUGUCAUCGAUACAUAUGGAAGGUAUUCGGCAAGUGGACUAGCGGCUGUCUCUACCAUGAGGUGUAUUGCAGGGUUUACAUUUCCGAUGUUUGCCCCCUAUAUGUACUCUUCACUAGGUUAUGGAUGGGCAGGAAGCACUCUUGGCUUCAUUGCCCUUGUUAUCGGCCUGCCCGCCGCAGUUCUACUGGGGAUUUAUGGGAAGUUUCUACGGAGCCAAAGCCCCUACGCUUCCAACGGUACUCAAGAUUGA
This is a messenger RNA of Penicillium malachiteum, 363 nucleotides long. Its product is annotated as MFS general substrate transporter. Gene Ontology annotation, molecular function: transmembrane transporter activity. NCBI's taxonomy places the organism in Eukaryota, Fungi, Ascomycota, Eurotiomycetes, Eurotiales, Aspergillaceae. The coding region runs from base 1 to 363 and encodes 120 amino acids. Gene Ontology annotation, biological process: transmembrane transport. The transcript is spliced from 2 exons. The record is from RefSeq and is a predicted model, not a curated record.